AUGCGUCGAUCACGUGCGCCAAGCGCGUGGACCGCGUCAAAGUUCGCUCGUUCCACGCAUGCAAGCAACGACACGAAAACAAAGCAGAAAAACGCCUCGAAAUCGAAUGUGAAUAACUUGGUCGUUUCUCAAUCGGACGACGAAGACAAGGAUAAGGACAAACCAUCGCACAAGCCACACACGAACCCACCAAAGAAAACAGAGGCCAACCGCGAGAAGGCGCAGACCAGUACCUCUAAUGACCCCCCUGCUUCUCACUCAUCCUCUGGAAACGCUCCGUCUCCAUCUUCUUCGCUGUCGACUCCCGCGCAUACGAACUCGAGCCUCACAACACUGAACCUGGUCGUCUCUACGGUCUCUUCUCCUACUCUGACUCUGCCAGCUCCAACGCCUACUAUUCACGCUCCAAUCGUUACUGGCCACACCUCUAUGUCUGAUACUGUAUAUCCUUCCUCGUCUUCUACUCCGGUUCAUUCGCCUGUCAGCAAUUCCGAGGCUGGCGCUGCUCGCAUCGGUCAACAACCACAUGGGUCUCUCCCGACUGUUGCUAUCGUCUUACUAGCCAUCGGCUCUGCUAUGCUCCUAGCAGCCGUCUACGUCGUCUUCAGGAUGUGCAGGAAACCUCGUCGACCACCCAUGCCACGACCCUCUUUGCCUAUUCUUCAGCACGACUCCGACUUCCUAGAUGGUCCGGACGAGGACCCCGGUUCACCGUUGUUCGGAGGCAAAGAGCGACUUUCUUCUCGACCCGGCAGCAAUCAAGCACCUUGGACUUGGACUCAGUAUCGGUCUGGCAUCCCGAAGCAAGCGACCACUGGAAAUCAGUUCCUCUCCCCUGGCGGGUACGGCACUCGCAACGUUUCGUCACCGUCUCGCAAGCCUGCUCCCAGACACACAGAAGAUCCCCGUAUCUCAAUUUCUUCGGCUCACACUGCUACGAUACAACAAGCAUCGAAUGUCAUGCUCGCUCAGCCGAUGAUGCAACAGAUGCAGAACCCUGGUACCUCCCGACUCUCUGCUGUCUCUAUGUCCAUAUACCCCGGGACGCCUCGGAUGACCGCUCGGGGUCAUGAAGACAUCGGUGUCGCGGUCAGUGAUCCUGCUCUUCAAGGUAUCACCGGGGCCAACACCGAAGUCGACCCCGUGCCCAAGUCAAAGAGAAGAUCUAGCGCACGCCGGAGUACACUCGACGCUCGUGCCAUGGCAAGACGGUCCACCCUCUACGGCGAGUCGGAAUACUUCGCCUACGAAGGAGCUGAAGUCGUAUCGCCUACUCUGCCGGCCCCAGUCAAAUCCGUCGCUCAAGGUCGCGCUCCGGUCAAGGCUUCUUACAACGCUGGGUCCUAUGUGCGUGGCUCCGCCUCUACGUCGAACGUCAAGAGGGUACCGCCUCCUGUUCUAGCCGAUCCUUUUGACGACAAUCUGCACGCGGUCCCACCUGUUCCAUCGCCGGAGUCGAGUGAGCAACGUCACAGAAGCACGAAGGCGUUGACGAUGGCGCUCGGUCUCGCCACGCCGGAACUUCCUGAUCCACUUUCGCCGGGCAUGACCGUCUGGCCCGACGAUUCGUUGAGCAGGAGAGGGACGAAGAAGGAGAAGGACUUGGGGAUGAGGAUGUUGGAUAGUCCGGGAUUGGAGGCGACGACGUCGUUGGGGAUGUUGAUGUUGUCCUCGGACGACGUUGUUUCUCAGGCUGGGGUGGCCGAACAGACUAGGGCUAUGGAUAAUGGGACGGGAAUGGCUUCAUCUCGAUCCGCCUCGCGGAAACGUGACACCUGGAAACAGCCUAGAGUGUCUACAGCGCCACAGCUGCCUACGCUCGCUCAGAUGGCUCUGGCGCAUGCGAACCCGACAGACUACGAGGACUAUAGGAGCCCUACGUAUAGUAUCUAUGGAUUGUAUGGGCCGGACAGGAAGAGCAGGAUGGACGGUGGUGGGUAUUGA
Stereum hirsutum FP-91666 SS1 is the source of this 1944-nucleotide messenger RNA. RefSeq lists its product as uncharacterized. NCBI's taxonomy places the organism in Eukaryota, Fungi, Basidiomycota, Agaricomycetes, Russulales, Stereaceae. The transcript is spliced from 2 exons. The record is from RefSeq and is a predicted model, not a curated record. Bases 1 to 1944 code for a protein of 647 amino acids.